AAAGGAGAAUUUAGGAAACACUGUUCUUCCCAGUGACACUGAAAGGAUAUUGCAUGUUUGUACUGCAAAGCAGGAUUGUUACCGGAACCUUGGGGCUGAGGCUGUGGAGAAAUCUGGGGGGAGCUGUUUUUCACCCAAGGAUGCUGGAAACUUGCUGGGAGAUGGUGUGUCCCGCUGGGGACAGUUGUGACAUACCCCGAGCCACCCAAAAACAGGCGGCCACAAACAUGGUGGAAAACACCAUGACGAAGCAGCUUCUUUUUGGGGUGGGGGAUGAAGGCACCCCAUGUGUGUGCACCCAACACGGCAAUACCCACCAUCUACCACCACCCAGCUCAUCCUUUCUGCUCUCUCCUCCCCGAGAAGACGCUGGGUCAUGCCCCGGGGGAUGCGUCACGGGCAGGAAACCAAGUUCAGCUUCCCCUUUCCCCAACGACUUGGUCCUGGGGAGCUCAGCAUGGCGAGAAGGAGCUGGCUGGCUGAGGCUGUGGGUACCCUGUUCUGGCUGGCAGGUCUGCAGCAUCUCCCCAUCUUCUGCAAGCCUUCCCAAGGUUGGAUGUCCAACCUCAAAGAGAUGUCCUCGUCAAGGUGUCCUCUUCUACACCAGCAGAUUAUCUCAGACCAACCCCUUCUGCUGUCCCACACAGGUGCUGGUGGGAUGGAGCCAGAGACCUGCAGCUCUCCAGGUGACUUCCCCCCUCCGGCACUCUUCCCAAACUUCUCCUCGGCUCAGGAAGGUGACUUGAUUCUUGCCCGGUGCGUUGUUUUUUCCCAUGUCCCCAUCACCCACAUCUUCUUCUGCAAGAACGGGGUGGAGCUGGCAAAGCACCCGGUGGGAAAAGGCCAGUUCACCUCCACACUCACCAUCUGGCUUUCCGUGGAGAGCAGCGGCACCUACUCCUGCGGAUACCAGCGCCGGAGCAGCCUUGGACAGAUCCUGCUUUCAAGGUUGAGUGUCCCAUGGGUCCUGACCACCAAAGGUGAAAAGGACGACCAGGUGAAGAGGAACAGCACCGUUGCUACCAGCCCAGAGCUGCCAGCUGAAGGUCUGGGAGUCUCCAUCAGCUUGGCCAUGGCGGUCCUUCUCCUCCUGGCUCUGGCUUUGAGCCUCCAUCUCCUCCUGCAGAUCGGUAAGAGAACGACCAGCCCUGUUGGGUGGUGCCCAUUAAACGUCCCGCCGAUUGGGGAUUCACGGGUGCACGCACUAAAAUUGAGCAAGAUUAGGAGGGACGAAGCAGGCUUUGGGCCAUCUGAGGGGGCUUUGGAAGCCCCCACCAGGGCAUGGAGCUGGGUAUGCUCUGUGGAGGCUCCUCUCUGCAGGGAUGGUCCGACAAGACCUAUUGACCUAUCACCAUGUCUCGCUGGCAGGAAAGCGAGUCCAGCUGGCCAGGUUGAAGAGCUUCAUGCUCCGGUAGAAGACCACAGCAUUUCACAACCACCAUGAAGAAAGAGACAUCCAGGAGCCCCCGCAGUUGGAGGACUUGUUGCCAGACCAGAGAAAUGCUCUGGGGGGCGGUCCAUGGCAAGGACCACGGUGAAUUAUCAGUUCCCAGUGGCCGUGGCAGGGGGAAACUGGCCCAAGAUGCUGUCCGUUGGCUCAAAGCCACCUGCACUGCAUGUCCAACCACCAAGAGCACCUCUCCAGAGCCCUGGGGACCCAAUUUCUUCAUUUGCAGCAUCAGAGACACAGAGACUUCAGAGACAAAACACGCUGCCUAAGCCAGUUGCGGGAGAAGAGUUUGCUCCAGCUGUGAACAUCAUGGUGGCUCUUGGGCAUAAAUAAAUUAAAAAGGUCCGUUAAUUACAAAGGUGGUUUGCGUCUGCUUGUUGGCCCUUUGCGUCGGUUUCUGAAGGUCUCAUAGGUGCUUAAUCCUCCAACAAAUGGAGGUAGGAGCCUGAGUCCCACACAGGUCCUGGCUGUAGACCUUGCCUCGCAUGGUUGGAGCCCAUCAAGACAUUGCCCAAAGGCAUGUCCAGCA
This is a messenger RNA of Chroicocephalus ridibundus (black-headed gull), 1979 nucleotides long. RefSeq lists its product as uncharacterized. NCBI's taxonomy places the organism in Eukaryota, Metazoa, Chordata, Aves, Charadriiformes, Laridae. The transcript is spliced from 5 exons. The record is from RefSeq and is a predicted model, not a curated record. The coding region runs from base 287 to 1444 and encodes 385 amino acids.